CAUGAAGCUCACAAUCCUCGUCGACGACGCCAUUACUUGACGUCGCAAAGGCUGGGUAAGUCUUAUCUAUUUCUCUCUUUUUCAAACGUACUGAAGGCUGCACAUCAUCAAAGCUUCUGUCAGCGUCAUGUGCGCGGAAGUCACGAUCGUGUUCUGCCUUUGCUCCUUUGGAAUUUCUUUUCAUGAUGACACCUUUUCACUUAUACGAUUGCCGGCGCAGGCAUUCACUUGACUGCGUUAGGUGCUCGAUGCUGUCUCCGUUACAAUAGACUACAACGUUUCAUCGAACACUGAGCUGAAAUGUCAGGCAUGUCCGCGGCCAUGCGACCUGAGCAAGCUGCAGCAGCAAGCGAGGCACGUCCGAACGGUCUACCUCAACAGAACCAAGAACCAGCAAACGGUGCUUCGAGGAAGCCUCGCCCAAAACGACCCAACUAUAAUGAGAUACAUGCGAAGCCUCUACCAUUAGACGUUUAUGCACUGCCUGCCUUCGUUCCGCACAACCCGAUUUCUGUCUUGCGACUAGUCAUCAGUCUAAUCUCACAGUCGCUGUGGCCACCACAAUCACAUCACGUCGUACAUAAAGCAUACUACUCUGUAGAGACUCAGUCAAUCCACGUCACCGAUCCAACCUCUAUUCGAGCUCUUUGGGAGCAGGGCUUCUGGGGUAAGGGGUCCCUCAGUCGAAGUGAGCCGCAAUGGCUAGUAGCUGAAAAGCGAAGGCGAGGUGCGCAGGCGUCGAAGACAAGCACCGAGGUGACACAAUCAAGGCGAGAAGAGCGGAGGCAGUUCAAAUUAGAGAGAGCCAAGGCACAACGCGAAGCUAUUGAGCAACAAUUACGACAAGAAGGCAAGAUUGUAUCAGAUGCCAACAUCGAUAAGCUUGUAGAUAGUGAUGCCAAGGAUACCAGCAAGCCGGAAGAGGUUGCGGGGACUUCCACGAUCAACAAAGCCGCAGAUGGCGCCGUUGCACAUGCCGACACUGAAGCUGGCCCGGAACUUGAUGUUCCUGAUCUUGAACAUCUCCAGCUCACGCCCGAGGAAGCCUUCUUCCUUACAUACGUCCUUGGUGCUCUAGAAGUCAUCAACGCAGACGUCCAGGCGUCGUCGGACGAUUUGCAACGCUACCCUACAUGGUAUCUGUUGCGCUUAUACUGCUUGUAUGCGUUGAGUCCCAGCGAAUCCAUUGAUCUAGAAGGAACGUUGACUCAUCUUCGUACUGCGUACAACAUGAGCAACGGUGCCACGCGCAUGGAUCCCGCUAUGUCGUGCAUUCCUUCUAUUGCGCCCGACAACCCUUUCCUGAUGAAGUACGUUGUCUUCCAUCACUUCCGCUCCCUAGGAUGGGUAGUUCGGCCUGGCGUCAAGUUCGCCGUCGAUUACUUACUCUACAUCCGAGGGCCUGCCUUCACACACGCAGAGUUUGCAAUCAUGAUCAUCCCUUCUUACUCGGCUCCCUACUGGAAUGAGCAAGCAGAUGGUCAAAGCCAAGUCAGAGCUGUGGAAAAGGAGCGCCGGGAUUGGUGGUGGUUCCACCGGGUGAACCGAGUGCAAACACAGGUCAUGAAGACACUGAUGCUUGUCUACGUUGAGGUACCAGAACCGUGGGAUACAAGCUGUGUGGAGCUUGACGGGUUCAGGCUCGACAUCGGCAGUGUUCUGAAGAAGUACACAGUUCGAGAAUUCGUCUUCAAAAGGUGGAGUCCGAGCCGAAACAGAGAUUAGGUUAUGCUCCCACGAAAUCCGACCCGAAACGGGAUGAAGUUGCCCUAGUUACGAGAAACGAUAAGACAAAAAUGUGAAGCAUGAACCUUAAUUUAUAUCAAGUCCAUCUCGUACCUGUCAAGCACGACGUUGUCAGAAGCUGUGCUACACCUACACUACCUAAGUCACAUAAUUAUCUGCUGCAGCAAUGGAGGACAUGACGUCGCAUCUAUAAUGCAUACAUGAACAGCCCAUGUAGCCUAGUGAGC
This is a messenger RNA of Alternaria alternata, 1973 nucleotides long. RefSeq lists its product as hypothetical. Gene Ontology annotation, biological process: tRNA splicing, via endonucleolytic cleavage and ligation; tRNA-type intron splice site recognition and cleavage. Gene Ontology annotation, molecular function: tRNA-intron lyase activity; nucleic acid binding. The record is from RefSeq and is a predicted model, not a curated record. Gene Ontology annotation, cellular component: tRNA-intron endonuclease complex. Lineage: Eukaryota; Fungi; Ascomycota; Dothideomycetes; Pleosporales; Pleosporaceae. Bases 301 to 1725 code for a protein of 474 amino acids. The transcript has 2 exons.